Messenger RNA from Homalodisca vitripennis (glassy-winged sharpshooter), 1366 nucleotides. RefSeq names its product 26S proteasome non-ATPase regulatory subunit 13 (gene Rpn9). Gene Ontology annotation, cellular component: cytosol; nucleus; proteasome regulatory particle, lid subcomplex. Lineage: Eukaryota; Metazoa; Arthropoda; Insecta; Hemiptera; Cicadellidae. Gene Ontology annotation, biological process: ubiquitin-dependent protein catabolic process. Gene Ontology annotation, molecular function: structural molecule activity. The coding region runs from base 133 to 1287 and encodes 384 amino acids. The transcript is spliced from 9 exons. The record is from RefSeq and is a predicted model, not a curated record.
UCUUCUUAUUCUCACAGACCGAAAGGGUAGGGAGACCAGUGAGAGUGAGAUAUUGUUGUGACUUGUAUUUUCUGGAACUGAGAGAAUAGGUUACUGAGAAAUAUUGUUAGUUUGUUGAGAUUUAUAUUGAAAAUGGCUACUGUAUCGUCAGGAGUUAAAGAUGUAAAUGCUUAUCUAGCAGCUAAACAAACAGAUAAGGAACUUUCUAGUGAGUGGACUACACUAGAGGAACUGCACAACAAAAAAUUAUGGCAUCAGCUCACAUUAAAACUGAGAACCUUUGUGACUAACCCAGCCUUGCAAAAAGGAAACGAGCUUAUUGAGCUUUACCAGAACUUCAUCCAAGGAUUUGAAAACAAGAUUAAUCCAUUGGCUUUGGUUGAAAUCAUAGCUUUUAUAGUCCCAAAGUUCUCAGAUUAUAAGGAGGCAGUUGAUUUUCUUGAAGCAACAGAGCCUAAAGUGAAAAUCAACAGCGAAGCUGUUGCAUUGUGUAAAGUUCUUCAAGGACAGAUUUACUUAGAAAAACUUAAUGACCAAGCAGCAACCAAGAAAAUAAUAGAAGAUGUUGAAAAAAUCAUGGAUGAUGCUGAUGGCAUCACUUCAGUACAUGGCAGAUACUACUUGCUGGCCAGCCAGUACUAUAGACUACAGGGGAAACAUGCAGAGUAUUACCGUACAGCACUCAGAUAUCUGGGCUGUGUUGAGCUGGCAGACAUGAGCAAAAGUGAUCAAGUCCAACAUGCGCUCUUUUUGGGCUUGGCAGCUUUACUUGGCGAGGGUGUGUACAACUUGGGCGAGCUGUUGGCUCAUCCAAUACUCAACACUCUGAAAGCCACUCCAAAUGCUUGGCUUGUGGAUCUUCUGUUUGCAUUCAACACCGGUGAUAUUGCCACUUUCGAGAAGAUGAAACCGCAGUGGGAAACAGUGCCAGACCUUGCUGCCCAGGAGUUGAAGUUGAGGCAAAAGAUUUCUCUCCUAUGUUUGAUGGAGAUGACAUUCAAGAGGCCAGCCAACGACAGGGAGCUGAGCUUUGCGGAAAUUGCAAGAGAGACUCGACUACCAGUGGUGGAGGUAGAAUUGCUGGUGAUGAAAGCACUGGCACAGGGACUGGUGAAGGGCGCCAUAGACCAGGUGGCCAGCAGUGUACACAUGACCUGGGUUCAACCUAGAGUGCUCGAUGCCUCUCAGUUGUCGUCAAUGGUUAACAGGCUCAAUUUCUGGUGCAAAGAUGUCAAAUCCAUGGAGAUGUUGCUGGAAGAUAAAGGUCAUGAUUUUCUUACUCUUUAAUUUUGCAUUUUUUCAUUAAAAAAUCAGUUUUGUACCAAUAAAAAUUGUGUAUAAAUUAUAAUAAACUAUUAUUAACACA